UUUUAAACGAAAAUAAUUAUAUAAAAAAUGUCGAUAUGUAAAUAUACCUAAACUGAAUACGUUAAAGGCGUCUUAAAAGUCUGUCUCUUUUUCUCCUUCCAGUGUCCCUCUUUGUCACUCUCUCUAUUGCUCUCCUUCUCUACGUCUCAUUUUCUCCUGCGCUGUCUCUCUCUCUCUGUCUCUCUCUCUCUCUCUCUUCUUCUCUCUCUGUCUCUUUUCCUCCUUCCCUGUCUCUCUUUCUCUCUGUCUUUUAAUCUCUGUCUCUUUUUCUCCUUCCCUGUCUCGCAGUCUCUCUUUUCUCCCCCUGUCUCUUUUUCUCCUUCCCUGUCUCUCUCUGUCUCUCUUCCUCUCCUCUAUUUCUCUUUCCCUGUCUCUCCGCCCACUCUUUCUAUCUCUUUCCCUUUCUUUCCGUCUCUUUCUUUCUCUCCCUCUCUCCCUCCGUCUCUUUUUCUCCACCCCGUCCUCAUCUCCGUCUUUCCGUCCGCGCUCUGUCUCUCUCUCUCUCUCUCUCUGUCUUUUAAUCUCUCUGAGUCUUUUUCUCUCUCUGUCACUCUAUCACUCUCUUUCUGUCUGUCUCUGUCUCUUUCUCCUUUCCUGUCUCUCUCUGUGUAUUGCUCUCUCUCUUUCUCUCCUUAUCUCUCUCUAUUGCUCUCUCUCUCUCUGAGGAUUGUGGGUAACGGGCGAGAGCGCAGGACGGUGGUGGAAUUGUUUUUCACCGGCGAUUGUUUUAUUAAUCUAAGCGUUUCUAUACUUUUCAUGUUGAAACAUGUAGAUCAAUUUUUUUUUUUUCUGUUUCUUUUUGAAUGAGUGAUUAUUCUGUGUCCCCCCCCCCCCCCCUAAAUAAUUGGUAAAUAAAGAGAGUCUAAAAGUCAAAGGGGGCGCCAUUACAAACUCGGCACAGCUCACGACACGGCGACGUAAAUAACAGUUAGACCUUUUUUGUUGUUGUUGUUGUUGUUCGAAAUGCUUUUAUUUCCGAUACACGGAUCAGUGAUUCGUUCUUGUCAACACGGUCCGGACGGUCAGUCGGGGUCGAAGUCCGUAUUCGGCCGCUCUGAGGAUCUAAAGGCACAGCUAGUUCCUCUGAGCGCACGCAUGAGUGAAUUCUAAAUUCUAAAUUCCUAUUGUGAUGGAAUUCUUUAUCUCAGAAAGCAGCACUCGAAGCGUGUCGUAAAAGAAAGAGACUGUUUAAACACAGCAAAGCGCUCGACGAUGCCCAAGCUCAACGGCAACCGCUCGGAGGCCAGAAGCCCGAGAAAGCGCCGCCAGAGCCGCUCGAGCGGCGGAAGUGCGUGGAGCCGCUCGCGGGAGCGCGUGUCGAGUCCUGCGGCCGACGACCACAGACACGACGGGACCGACGGGCGCAAGUCGAAACGGUCCGAUAGCAGAGAGAAGAGCCGGAAACGCUUCCGGACGGGCGGCUCGCGCGCUCGGUCCAGAACGAGAGGACGGGAGAAGUCGGUCUGGGCUGACGAGCGGGACCGGGGACACCGUGCGGGCCCGAGAUCCGAUCACUACUACAAGAGAGACGAUAUCCAAAGCCAAAGACGAGAAGCCUUCCUCGCCAGGCGCUCGCAAGAGCAUGAGAGAAUCGCUGAGCGGGGAUGUCCUGAGGUCUGGGGCGCUUCACCGAGAGUCCGAGAGCCGGACCCGGACGAACCCACUCCAGUUGAAGCGGACGUGACGAACAGCAGCUCCGAGACAAGUCCCGGAGAGGAGAAGAUUGAGAAGAAGAAAAAGAAGGGAAAAUCGAAAGAACAAAAGAAAAGUCGCAAGCACUCGGAGGACGCCGAAUCCGAAAGUGACGCAGAAGAAGAGGUCAAGAAGAAGAAGGAAAGUAAACGGAAGAAAUCCAAGAAGAAGAAGGCUAAAAAGAGCCGCGAAGAGCCGAGCGGUUCCGGCAGUGAUCGGUCCUCCGAGGAAGACGAUGAUCUCGGAGUCCCGUGGGUGGAGAAAACUCUUCUGGAUGAUAACGUGGUCGGUCCUGAAGCUCCUCCAACUCACACGGCGCAGUAUGAGAAACCGUUAGAUUUCGGCCGUGCCCUGUUACCCGGUGAAGGUGCCGCCAUGGCGAAGUACGUGAAAGCAGGCAAGCGUAUUCCGAGGAGAGGUGAGAUCGGCCUCGCCAGCGACGAGAUCGCGGACUUUGAGAAAUCCGGCUACGUGAUGAGCGGGAGCAGACAUCGGCGUAUGGAGGCCGUGCGUAUGAGAAAGGAGAACCAGAUCUACAGCGCUGAUGAAAUAAGAGCCCUUGCCUCCUUCAACCUGGAAGAAAGGAGAAAGAAGGAAAUGAGAAUGCUUUCCAGUUUCCGGGAAUCCGUGUACAGAAAGACUCGGGGGAAAAGAAGAGAGCGUUGAAGGCGGUGCUAAAAUCCCAGCUCUGGGUUUCAUUGUACGAUCAUUUAGUAGGAACUUCUUAAUGUGCGCCAGUGACUGAGGAAGUCAUUUCUCAACCUUUGUCUGUGUUUUAUUUUCUCCUCUGGAUUAAAAAAGCUUCGAGUCUGAAGACGAUCUGUCGUAUUAAUGUCCAUAGAGCCGUGUAGACAUCAUUCAGAAUAGAUUUAAAAUGUACAGAUAAAGACACCGAAAACACGCCUCUCUCUCUCUCUCUCUCUCUCUCUCUCUCUCUCUCUCUCUCUCUCUCUCUCUCUCUCUCGUGGUGUGGAGUGCGUGAGAGCGUUUUUUUUUUCUCUUUUUAAUUAGUAAAUGUGAAGUUUAUGCGAGUGUCAGUGACCGGUGAAAGUCGAGCGUGGGGGAGAGUGCGAGCGGGACGCCAUGGCCUCUGAGGCCGGCGGGGAGACGCCGUGGCGGAGACACGUGUCAGGUGUGUACCGGAGAAGGGAGAACGGGUGGAGGAGGUUCCGCUAGCGGUGGGAGAGCAGGUCGGGUGCGGGAACAUCUCCUCCGCCUCCGGAAGGAACAGAGCGGCGGUAGUUUCCCCCAAAAAAGCGAGAUUCGCUAAAUACACCACUCAAAAAUGGAAUCUGGCUGAAAGGUGCUGCGCUACAUGUGACCCCUCUGUUUGCCCCUGCGACGCGGGUCGUAUUCUUUCUCUCCCUCUCUCCCUCUGUCUCUUUUUCUCCAUCCCCGUCUUCAUCUCCGCCUUUCCGUCCGCGCUCUGCCUCUCUUUCUCUCUGUCUUUCCGUGUCCCUGUCUCUCUCUGCCUCUCUUUCUCUCUGUCUUUUAAUCUCUCCGUGUCCCUGUCUCUCUCUGUCUCUCUUUCUCUUUUCUGCUCCCUCUGUCUCUUUUUCUCCUUCCCUGUCUCUCUCCGUCUCUCUUUCUCUCCCUCUCUCCCUCUGUCUCUUUUUCUCCACCCCUGUCUUCAUCUCCGCCUUUCCAUCCGCGCUCUGCCUCUCUUUCUCUCUGUCUUUCCGUGUCCCUGUCUCUCUCUGCCUCUCUUUCUCUCUGUCUUUUAAUCUCUCCGUGUCCCUGUCUCUCUCUGUCUCUCUUUCUCUCUUCUGCUCCCUCUGUCUCUUUUUCUCUUUCCCUGUCUUUAUCUCUAUCUUUC
Ictalurus punctatus (channel catfish) is the source of this 3508-nucleotide messenger RNA. Its product is annotated as NF-kappa-B-activating protein. NCBI's taxonomy places the organism in Eukaryota, Metazoa, Chordata, Actinopteri, Siluriformes, Ictaluridae. Gene Ontology annotation, molecular function: chromatin binding. Gene Ontology annotation, cellular component: nucleus. The record is from RefSeq and is a predicted model, not a curated record. Bases 1213 to 2358 code for a protein of 381 amino acids. The transcript has a single exon. Gene Ontology annotation, biological process: regulation of gene expression.